This is a messenger RNA of Pelagomonas calceolata, 773 nucleotides long. The record is from the annotation of a GenBank genome assembly. Lineage: Eukaryota; Pelagophyceae; Pelagomonadales; Pelagomonadaceae.
AUGCUCCGCUCGCUCUUCGGCCGCGCGGCCGAGGACGACGCCGACGCCGAGCACUUCGACCACUGGCAGACGACGGACCUCUGCUGGAGCGCCGGGGCCGAGCGGCGCGCGCUCGCCCGGUGGCGGCUCUGGGGCCGGCGCAUGGGCGGCGAGCGCAAGCAGGUGCGCAAGUCGCCGCGCCGGCUGCCGGCCGCCUACCUGCCCGAGAUGGGCGCGACGCGCCGGGCCGGGGGCGAGGCGCCGCCGCCGCCGCCGUCGCGGCGCGCCGUCGUCCUCGAGGACCUGCGGAGCAAGGGCCACGUCGUGGCGAACGGCGGGCGCUACGGCGGCGACUACGUCUGCUACGAGGGCCACCCGGACAGCUGCCACUCGUCCGAGACGGUGCGCGUCGUCGGCGAGCACGAGCGGCUCGAGGCGGCCGACGUGGCGGCCUACUGCCGCGUGCAGGGCAACGUGUCCAAGCGCGCGGUCUUCGCGGCCGUCGACCCGGCGUCGCACGACGUGCUCUACGUGGGCUGGGCCUUCGACGCGCAGCUCUCGCGCGACCCCCUGAAGCGGCUCGAGCGGCGCUUCGCGCGAAAAAUCCAGGACGAUUCUAAAUUAAGCGUCGAGGCCGCGGCCGGCGACGGCCUCGGCCCGGAGGACUGCGCGCGCCUGACCGUGGCGCAGCUCCGCGAGGCGCUCGAGGCGCGGGGGCUCGACGCGACGGGCCUCAAGGCCGCGCUCCAGGUGCGGCUCUACGACGCGCUGACGGCGAUGGAGACGUCCUAAGU